Colletotrichum gloeosporioides is the source of this 1281-nucleotide messenger RNA. Its product is annotated as Beta-phenylalanine transaminase. The coding region runs from base 1 to 1281 and encodes 426 amino acids. The transcript is spliced from 2 exons. The record is from RefSeq and is a predicted model, not a curated record. Gene Ontology annotation, molecular function: pyridoxal phosphate binding; transaminase activity. NCBI's taxonomy places the organism in Eukaryota, Fungi, Ascomycota, Sordariomycetes, Glomerellales, Glomerellaceae.
AUGACUGCCGCCGAAGUUCAUGCUGCGGACAUUAGUUCCAAAGCCAUCAAGAUUCAACAUCAGCUAGCCCAGUACCUCGACAAAUACGUUUCAGAUAACCAAAAGUCGCUGCAAUGCAACAAGGAGGCGUCCGGCUCCUUGCCAGGAGGAACAACCCGCUCCGUUCUCUACUAUGAACCUUUUCCACUGGCGUUUUCGGGAGGCCAUGGUUGCCAUUUAACGUCCAUGGACGGGGAGGAAUACCUUGACUUUCUCUCUGAGUACUGCGCUGGCAUGUUUGGUCAUUCGCAUCCCGACAUCAUCGCUGCGAUUGAGAGUGUUACCAAGUCCGGAUUUACCCUCGGCGGACCCGGACCUAAAGAGGGCGAGCUGGGAAAGUUGCUUGUGGAUCGGUUCCCAAGUAUCGACGCCAUCAGGUUCUGUAACUCAGGUACAGAGGCCAACACCAUGGCCAUUGCUACCGCUCUGCACUUUAUUGGGAGGAAGAAGAUUUUGGUUUUCGAAAAUGGCUAUCACGGUGGCACACUAGCCUUCACGCCAGGAAACCCGUUGAUUCUCCCUCAUGACUUCGUGCACGGUCGAUACAACGACAUUGAGUACACACGCCCUCUCAUUACUGAAGAACUCGGCAUCAUCAUCGUCGAGCCGCUUCAAGGCGCAGCCGGCAUGUUCGCUGGAACGAAAGAGUUCCUCCAAUUUCUCAGAGACGAGGCCACUCGCGUCGGCGCUAUCUUGAUCUUUGACGAAGUCAUUACCUCGCGCCUCAACUACGGCGGUCUGCAAGAAAUCCACGGAAUUGUUCCCGACAUGACAACAAUCGGCAAACACUUCGGAGGCGGUUUCUCCUUCGGUGCCUUUGGCGGAAGGAAGGAAAUCAUGGACCUGUACGACCCGUCGUCUCCCACGAGCCUGCAUCACUCCGGCACCUGGAACAACAACAAAUUCUCCAUGACGGCAGGUGUUGCUGCGACGAAGCUGCUUUCGAGAGUAGCUCUCGAUAAGAACAAUGGCCUUGGCGACAAGCUGAGGGACGGACUUGGCGCUCUUUUCAAGGCCAAGGACGAGUCGAUACUUACUCUGAGUGGGUUCGGCAGCGUCAUUGGAGUGCACUUCAACGGACCCUCGGCAGAUAACCUACGAGACUUAUUUUUCUUUUACAUGCUGAGCAAGAGGAUUUACGUCGGUCGCCGGGGAUUUCUUGCGUUGAACAUUACCCACGAGGAGGAACAUGUUAACAGGGUACUGGCAGCGGCAAAGGAAUUUAGUGAUGAAGUAUUGUAA